Zea mays is the source of this 1544-nucleotide messenger RNA. RefSeq names its product probable xyloglucan endotransglucosylase/hydrolase protein 28. Gene Ontology annotation, cellular component: apoplast; cell wall. Gene Ontology annotation, biological process: xyloglucan metabolic process; cell wall biogenesis. NCBI's taxonomy places the organism in Eukaryota, Viridiplantae, Streptophyta, Magnoliopsida, Poales, Poaceae. The transcript has 4 exons. The record is from RefSeq and is a predicted model, not a curated record. Gene Ontology annotation, molecular function: xyloglucan:xyloglucosyl transferase activity; hydrolase activity, hydrolyzing O-glycosyl compounds. Bases 173 to 1201 code for a protein of 342 amino acids.
CACGGGAAAGCGCUGAUGCGAGGCAGAGGUCCGUCCGUCGCAAUAGGGCUCGCAAUAAAACCGCUCCCCACUGUCUCCGGCCGCACCGGGCUGAGGAGGCCAUCGGACGCACAAGGACAGCAAGCAGAGUGCAGGGCCGGAGCGAGCGACCGAGAGUGUGUGUGAGAGAGAGAUGGCGUCCAGCGCCUCGUGUACCCUGCUGCUGCCAACGCUCUCGCUCGCGGUGAUCCUGCUCGCGCUGUGCGCCCGCGGCGGCGAGGCCAGGCCGCCGCCGCCGCUCCACGGCGUGCGCCCGCUCGCCUUCGACGAGGGGUACACCCAGAUCUUCGGCAGCGCCAACCUCGCGCUCCUCCGCGACGGUAGGCGCGUCCGCCUCACGCUCGACGAGUCCACCGGAGCCGGGUUCGCGUCGCAGGACGUCUUCCUCCACGGCUUCUUCAGCGCCGCCAUCAAGCUGCCCGCCGACUACGCGGCGGGCGUCGUCGUCGCGUUCUACCUGUCGAACGGCGACGUGUACGAGAAGACGCACGACGAGCUGGACUUCGAGUUCCUGGGCAACGUGCGCGGCCGCGAGUGGCGGGUGCAGACCAACGUGUACGGCAACGGCAGCACCGACGCCGGCCGGGAGGAGCGCUACGACCUCCCCUUCGACCCCACCGACGACUUCCACCACUACUCCAUCCUCUGGACCAGCGACCGCAUCAUUUUCUACGUCGACGAGACCCCGAUCCGGGAGGUGGUGCGGACGGCGGCCAUGGGCGCGGCGUUCCCGUCCAAGCCCAUGUCCCUGUACGCCACGAUCUGGGACGGCUCCGCGUGGGCCACGCUGGGCGGCCGGUACCGCGUCAACUACAAGUACGCGCCGUUCGUGGCCGAGUUCGCCGACCUCGCCAUCCAGGGCUGCGCCGUCGACCCCGCCGCCGACCACGCCGUGGCGUCGUGCGGCGCGGGCCUGGGCCUGGCCCCGCUCGCCGUGUCCGCGGAGCAGCGCUCGGCCAUGGCGGCGUUCCGGCGCGCCCACACCUCCUACUCCUACUGCCACGACCGGCGGCGGUACCCCGUCGCGCUGUCGGAGUGCGGGGCCGGCGCGGGGCUCCUCCCCGGCCGCAUGUUUGGCCCCGACGGGAUGAAGCAGCACCGGCGCCACCGGGGCGCGGCGCGCGGCCACCGCGGCGGCGCCCAGGACGACGACGUCAUGUGAUCGCCGGUCCCUGGCCCCUCGCCACGUCGCGGCGGCGGGGCGGGGAUGGUUGCACGCUGUGGAUUGGAUUGGAUUGGAUUGGAUUGGAUUGGGGGGUUGGGCGGGGAUUGUCCGGGAUGGAAAAGCUCGCCUCAUUGUACUAUUCGCGCCAUGGAAGUAGGUCGUGUUUAUUGCCUGUGGUGGGACCCAUGUCCGUGCCAACGCCAAUUGCCAGCCGCGUAGCCGUUGAUGAAGAAAAAGCCAUUCGCUGGCCGCUCUUUACCUUGUAGCGUUAAAGGGUAAAAAAACGCUGUCUCGUGACGCCGUGGUUGAUGAAGAAAAGCCAUUCGCUGGCGGCGCUUUA